Messenger RNA from Neodiprion fabricii, 2099 nucleotides. RefSeq names its product solute carrier family 46 member 3-like. Gene Ontology annotation, cellular component: membrane. The transcript is spliced from 6 exons. Lineage: Eukaryota; Metazoa; Arthropoda; Insecta; Hymenoptera; Diprionidae. The record is from RefSeq and is a predicted model, not a curated record. Gene Ontology annotation, biological process: transmembrane transport. The coding region runs from base 324 to 1919 and encodes 531 amino acids. Gene Ontology annotation, molecular function: transmembrane transporter activity.
GGGGAGGGAACCGAGCCAUGCAGCAGCGUCGGAGCAACGCAGUUGCGAAACGGAAAGACGGCGAAACCGCCAGAGGAACCAGCGAAGCAGCUUCUAACCUCGGCAUCGUUGGCAGGGGGGCUAUACGGGAAGUGUAAGUGCGGACGGAGAACGAGGAGGAGGCAUUCGUACUGGCACAGUGGUCCCGGUCAUGUCGCGUUCGUCAGUAGUGCACAGGUAGCCGAUACGCCUCGAACGACGCCGAGGAACCAGCUGCCGGGAAUCUGGUUCGACGCGAUCGAGUUUACCUUAUCGCCAAGAGCCCCUCGACACGAACCCCGAAGAUGACGAUGAAGGAGGUCGCGAAGAAGGACGAGGCCCCGCCGGAGAAGGGCGCCGAGGCCGUCGGCGUGCCCUGGAAGUCUAUGAGCCUCGGGCAGAAGUUCGGAUACAUGGCGAGGAACGUCACCGUCGAGCCGAUGGUGGCCUGCUACAUAAUGCCGAGCGUCUUGGCGGCCCUCGCCACGCAGAAUCUGAACCUGGAGAAGGCCUGCAGGGUGAACCUCGCCUAUCCCGACGACGUCUGCACGGCUCUCGCCGCCCGAAACACGAGCGCCUUCCACGAGGAGGAACUGGCCGUGCAGAAGCUCGUCGCCGGCAUGCAGUCCUGGAAAACGGCGCUCCAGAGCGGCCUGCCCGCCGUCCUGAUCCUCUUCAUCGGGGCAUGGAGCGACCGGACCGGACUCCGGAAACCCUGCAUGCUGGUACCGAUCGUCGGCGAGUUCCUCACCAGCAUAAGCCUGAUAAUAUGCACCUACUGGUUCUACGAGCUGCCCAUGGAGGCCGCCGGAGCUUCCGAGGCUUUGUGGCCGGCCUUGACCGGCGGGUGGUUCGCCAUGUUCAUGGGUAUAUUCAGCUACAUCGGCGACGUGACGACGGUCGAGUCCCGCACCCUCAGGAUCGGGGCUGUGAACGUGUUCGUCUCCCUCGGGAUCCCGAUAGGCAUGGCCUUGUCCGGGGUGCUUUACGUUAAGAUCGGUUUCUACGGGGUCUUCGCCAUUUCCACCGUCUGCUACGUCCUCAGCUUCGUCUACGGCGUCGUCUGCAUCAAGGAGGUCCCCAGGCCUCCGUCAACCUCGGCCAAUCUCCAGGAGAAGAAGCCCCAGCCGAAGCCUACGAUCUUCGCAUCCGUCGCGGACUUUUUCGCCCUCAGGCACAUAUCCGAGACGUUCAAAGUCGCGUUUAAGAAGGGUGCCAACAACAGGCAGCAGAGGGUCGCCGUCCUCAUGGUCAUCGUUAUGGUCGUCAUCGGACCCAUGCACGGUGAGAUGGCGGUGAUGUACUUGUUCACCAGGUACCGAUUCAACUGGAACGAAGUCCAGUUCAGCAUGUUUUCCACCUACAGCAUGCUGACAAAUCUAGCUGGAACGAUGGUUUCGAUCGGGGUGUUCAGCCACCUAUUGAAGAUCGACGAUGCACUGGUGGGCGUGAUGAGCUGCAUGAGUAAAAUCCUCGCCAGUUUCGUCUACGCGUUUGCGAGCACCGACUGGAUGAUAUACUUAGCUCCUCUGGUCGAGAUCGUGAACGGCACGUCGUUCAUCGCCAUGAGAUCCAUAGCCUCGAAGCUUGUGCCAACCGACGAGCUGGGCAAAGUCAACUCUUUAUUCGGCGUUUGCGAGGCGCUAAUGCCGUUGGUUUACGGCCCCAUGUACAGUUCCGUCUAUGCCGCUACCAUGAACACGCUUCCUGGGGCAUUUUUCCUCCUUGGCGGGGGACUCACCAUUCCGGCUGUUAUUCUAUUUCUAUGGCUUUACACCGAACACAGAGCGGAUCGGAAGCGGGUCGAAGAAGAGAAGAAACAGGAUUUGGAGAAACCGUCCGAAGGAUCCGAGGCACCUCGAGGCUUGGAUAAUGGGGCCUUUGAGACGGAACGAAUGUGACGUGUGAAAAUUAUUAACACUUAGUCGACGAAACGGAUUUUAGUCGCCAAUUUUCGCACUCGAGACGUUCAUACUACUUGUCAGAGGUUUGGAGUGGAGCCUGAGCGAUAGAUAAACCUUGAAACUUCUCCAGGUGUAAUUUAAAUUCGAUGGGUUUCAUCCCGCUGUAUUAACUUACCU